AUGGCGGCCAGCCCCAGCCCCGCGUCCCCGGCGUCCCCGCUCCUCGUGCGGGUGCCCGCGUCCGCGCCCGGUCUGCACAGGAAGCUGGAGAGCUACUUCCAGAGCCGGAGCUCGAACGGGGGCGAGUGCACGGUCAGGCCGGUGGGCCCGGGCGCCCCGAACACCUUCCGGGUGGAUUUCAGAGAAAGGGCAGCUAAGGAGAGAGUGUUAAAAAAAAGAGAACACCAGAUGCUUAUCGAUGGCAAUUUUGUGACCAUUUUCCUGGAACUCACUGAAAAUCCAAUAGAGAAGGACACAAGACCCAGAAUUUCUUCACCGGUACAGUCACAAGCAGUGGCACAGUUUGCUGAGAGGCGUCUGAGUGAGGGACAUGUUCCUGACUCUGUGGAUUCAUGUUUCCAAAAGAUCUUCCUUGCUGUAACGGCUGACCUAAACUGUAACCUGUUCUCCAGAGAGCAGAGGGCAUAUGUGACCACUCUCUGCCCCAAUGUAAAAAAAAUGGAGGGUCAUGAUGGAAUUGAGAAGGUGUGUGGUGACUUCAAAGACAUUGAAAAAAUAUAUCACUACUUGAGUGAGCAGUUCCUAGAAAGUGAACAAAAACAUGAGUCUUCACCUUCAGCAACAGAGAGGAAGCCACUCAAUCGGCAGGACGGGAGCAGCUUCAUUUUUCCAUCUGAACCAAAAACCAAGCCAGAAGAAAAAAGCAACUAUUUUGAGGUUCCCUUGCCUUUCUUUGAAUACUUCAAACAUACUUGUCCUGAUAAAAUAAACUCAAUAGAGAAAAGAUUUGGUGUAAACGUUGAAGUCCAGACUAGUUCAACAAAUACGGUCUAUGUAGACUUCACCUCUCAUCAGUCAGGCAACCUAGAAGCAGCUCGUGAGUCUUUUGUCAGUGAAUUUCAGAGGAACACAGAACCUCUGAAGCAAGAGCGUGUCUCUUUAGCAGAUAGUAAGCAGGCAAAUAAAAUCAAACAGGACUUGAACCAACAACUUACCAAGCUCCUUAUAAAGGAGAAAGGAAGAGAAUUAAUUCUCCUUGGAACCCAAGAUGACAUUUCAGCUGCCAAACAAAAAAUCUCUGAAGCUCUUAUCAAGGCACGUGUGAAAAUAUUGACUCCCUGUGGCAUGGUGAAUGGAAUUGAGGUUGAUACUGCUCGCUAUAAGCUUUUAGAAGCUGACUUAUUCCUGGAGAUUUCAAAGAUAGAGAAAAAGUACAAUACUUGCUGCAAGAUUUCAGGGAAAAAUCAGAAAACCUGCAUUCUAUUUGAACCUGAGGACAAGCAGGCAGAUCUAUCUGUGCAGGCUUAUGCAAAUUUCAUCGAUGCUUUUCAACACGCUUCAUUUUUGUUAACGAGAGAAGUUAUUUCACUGAACUCUUUGGGCAAGGAGAGAAAGCACGUACGCCAGACCAAGUUUGCUGAUGACUUUAGAAAAAGUCAUCCAAAUAUACACUUUGUGCUAAAUCAAGAAUCAAUGAUUUUGACUGGUUUACCAAAUCACCUUGCAAAGGCAAAGCAAUAUGUCUUAAGAGGAAGAGAAAUGUCUCCAUUGGCUGGAGAGAAAUCAAAUGAGGAUCAGGAAACACUCAUGGACAUUGACAGUUAUUUUUUAAAAGCAGCUUCACUUCCAUUCAAUGGCUCUUUGAGUUCUGAGGCAUCAGAAGUUGACAAAAAGGGAAAGCACAUCUGUGUUAUCUGUAUGGACACCAUUAGUAAUAAAAAAGUGUUAGCAAAGUGCAAGCACGAAUUCUGCACCCCUUGUAUUGACAAAGCCAUGUCAUAUAAGCCAAUCUGUCCUGUGUGUCAGACUUUCUACGGGGUCCAGAGAGGAAAUCAGCCAGAUGGAAGCAUGGUUUUCAGUGAGUCGAGACGCUCCCUUCCAGGUUAUGAAUCCUGUGGCACCAUUGUGAUUACUUAUAAUAUGAAAGGUGGCAUACAAACAAACGAGCACCCAAGCCCAGGAAAGAAAUAUCCCGGGACACAGCGAACUGCAUAUUUGCCUGAUAAUGAGGAAGGAAGGAAGGUUUUGAAACUGCUUCUUAGGGCCUUUGACCAAAAGCUGAUUUUCACAGUGGGGUCCUCUCGGACAUUAAACGUCUCAGAUGUCAUCACAUGGAAUGAUAUUCACCACAAAACGUCCCAGUCUGGAGGACCACAAGGGUAUGGCUACCCUGAUCCUACUUACCUGAACCGCGUCAAAGAAGAGCUGAAAGCUAAAGGAAUUGAGUAAAAGAAAACUGCGAAAAUGUAACCAAGUAUCUCAGCUUUGAAAUGCAUUUUAAAGCUUUUUAAAAACUUCUCUCAUACUCCUAAAAUGUAGCCUCAAAGCAUUGAAGAAAGUUUCUUUUCUCCCUUUUCUCAUCAGACACUCUCUUGCUCCAUGCACACUUAUCUAACUGUAUGUUUGUUUGAAGAUUAUGGGGCUAUUCUUGAAACAAAUCAGAAAUGAAGAGAGGCGUGACUCUCUCCUAUCUAGAGAUUACAUCAAGCCUGCUAAUCUGUCACCCAGCUGUAGCUGAGACAGUGUCAGCCAGCACCCCAGAUUGACAGUAACUCAAGAUAGUCAUCAGAGCAAGUCAGGCAGACCUGCACCCUACAACCCUCC
Messenger RNA from Carlito syrichta (Philippine tarsier), 2604 nucleotides. RefSeq names its product deltex E3 ubiquitin ligase 3L (gene DTX3L). The transcript is spliced from 5 exons. The record is from RefSeq and is a predicted model, not a curated record. Gene Ontology annotation, biological process: protein ubiquitination; Notch signaling pathway. The coding region runs from base 1 to 2229 and encodes 742 amino acids. Lineage: Eukaryota; Metazoa; Chordata; Mammalia; Primates; Tarsiidae.